AUGGGCUGCACCUUGAGGUGGACUGGAGCAGCGGAGCAGGUUGUGGCCGCACACACUGCACCAGACUACUUAAACCUGCUCAGAAUGUCCCAACAGCUGGUCAACUGGAACAGCGGCCUCUUCAACUGCUGUGACAGCUGUACCACAUGCUGUUAUGGCUUCUUCUGCUGCCCGUGCAUGGCCUGCUCUGUGGCCGGCGGCUUGGGGGAGAAUCGCUGUCUGCCUCUCUGUGACAUCUUCAGCCCGGCCAUCACUGCAUCCUGCGGGCUGCCCCUGUGUGUGCCCCCCUCUGCCCUGGCUCUGAGGGUCGCCAUUAGGCACAGAUAUGGUAUCAAGGGUUCUCUGUGUAAGGACAUUUGCACGUCCUGUUUCUGUGAGUGGUGCUCCUACUGCCAGAUGCAUCGUGAGAUCAAAUACCGCAAGAAACAGACCGGCCAAGUGGUCGUCAUGCAGCCACAGUAG
Knipowitschia caucasica is the source of this 462-nucleotide messenger RNA. The record is from the annotation of a GenBank genome assembly. Lineage: Eukaryota; Metazoa; Chordata; Actinopteri; Gobiiformes; Gobiidae.